CCAAAGCCCAUCGCAGAAACCCGCCUCCACAAAGAAAUAAGGAUAUUUUUGAUUUAGCCACAACAAUGAUAAGAACCCAAAAAGCUGAAAUGUACGGUUUGACCAGUGAAAUAACACAAAUUCAGAGAAGGGAAAACCCGAAUACAUUUCGUUAUUCUGAUUCCAAUCAAUGUUCUCCACCAAUUGAUAUUAAUGAGAAAACGAAAGAAACAAGCGUGGCCGAAGCUAGUGCCUCAACGUCCGAUAAAAACAUUCAACCGACCGCUCAUCACGGUCAAACGGCCAACAGCUCUUUCAUAUCAGGAUUAAGCGAUAAGACGAAAGAAUCUCCACUCAACGAGGAACACAUUCUUAUUAACGUUUUGAACACAGAGAAAACACCAAAGAGUGGUAUAGAAAACCCAGCAUUUUUGAAUCGUGAUUCAGACGAGAGGAAUUUAGCAAAACGAACUGCAGUGACUGAAAAGCAAGACGAUGCUAAAGAAGGCAACGAAGUAAUCCAUGAGCAGCAACAGCAGGAGCAGCAACAGCGUGAACAAAAUAGCAGCAACAGUAGCAGCAUUAGAAAUAGUGGUGCUCGAUGUAAAGUGAAUGUAAAUGCGCCCACUCGUGUAGAUUCCCCAUCAUCUUCGUUGAGUUCUUACAGGAAACAAUCCCGUCGACGUUGCAAUGAAAGCCUCGACGAAAUAGACAGAGUCGUUUUUCGCAACAAGGACGAUGUUCAUCGCACGGUUCUCGGUGCUGAAAGGUUAAUGUAUGGUGGCUGCGGCAGUAAUGACGAUGCUUCAAGAGAAUCGGAGAUUGGGAACGAAGUCAUCGAAUACGACACCGGCGGUUUGUCGAGCAGUGAUGAGUGGGAGCUGGGAAACCAAUCGAGCGCAAACUCCAGCCAAAGCAGUGUGUUUGCUACGACGGUAAGACUUGAAAACGUGUCCGACUGGUCGGCAUGUGGUGAAACCGUCUCUACGGGAAGUAGUAAGAGCGGAUCGAAAGACAGUGCCUCUGCGUUGUUGGGCGUGCCCCCGUCUGAGUAUUACAAGCGAUCGUUGAAAAUGAAGGACAACCGAGUAAAAUCAACAAUACGGCGCCACGCCCUUCGAGGGGUGCGUCCUUUACUCCCUGCUUCUAUGAUUGACGAGUGCACGAUAGAGGCACUGUCCAAAGAAGACCUUCUAGUCAUGUGGAAAUCGUCAGAGAUCGAACUCCAGAAGAAACUCGGUGAAGUUAUGGAGCAAAAAGAAAAGCUAAAACGCCUCAUUGAAAAACAUACUGAUCAUACAGAACUUUAGUUACGGCAAUAAUCCUGACCAUUGUCCAAAAGGUAGUGAGUACGACCGAGAAAAGCAGAACACCGGAAUUAACGGUUCACUGCAUUUAGUUCGCUACCUCAAACUUCCGACUGAGUUCAAUUCCCGCCGGGGGUCGACUUUGCCUUUUAUUCCUCCGGGGUCAAUAAAAUGAAUACUUGUAAUAUAAUAAUGUGAAUACAGACCUACUUGAGCAUUGUGUCCGAAUUAAAACAGGUCACGUGUCGAAGUAAAAACACCUAUCAUACUA
Molecule: messenger RNA, 1557 nt
Organism: Octopus bimaculoides (California two-spot octopus)
Lineage: Eukaryota; Metazoa; Mollusca; Cephalopoda; Octopoda; Octopodidae
Product: glutamate receptor ionotropic, NMDA 3A
Biological process (GO): monoatomic ion transport
Cellular component (GO): membrane
Molecular function (GO): signaling receptor activity; ligand-gated monoatomic ion channel activity
Source: RefSeq, a predicted model, not a curated record